AAAUAAAAUUUUCUGGCGUUAUCGUGCGAUAUCGAAAGACACGCGCGAGAAAUCUGCAAAGCUCGUGCGGAAAGCUUGAUAACUUUUCAUUUUGCAGAUCUGACUCCUCCAUUAAAAACGAAGGGAUAUCGUGAAGGACUCUUGCCGGUGUGAACACAAAUUUUCAAUUUCAACUUUCAAGAGAAAGGAAGGAAGAGGAGAAGUCAACACGGUUGAGCCACUGGGUUUCUGCGUCCAUGGACUCGAUCAAGCCUUUUGCUCUGCGCCGCCAUGUUUACAAGUCUAAACAGAGGAAACAAUGGAGAAGAGAAGAAAAUAUCAAGAAGAACAGAGAGAGGAGGGAGACAAUGGAACGGCUGAAAACAGAUAUGGCAGAGAUCAGUGAGGGACAAGAUCGCUUAAAGGAAGGGCAACGAGAAAUAAGACAAAAGUUUGAAGAGAUAGAAUCUGAAUGCCACAAACUCAAAGAGGAGACAAUGAACAUAGCCAAGCAGAGUGAUUGCAAUCAAAUCAGGAUCAACCUAAUGUUUAGCAUUUUGAAAGCACGUCAAGACAACAACUUUUCCCAUGCCGAACACCUUACUCAGCUCCUCCGUGAGGAAAUGGGAAAGCAGGAAGAAGGAAAGCCGGGCCUGGUUGGCUGACUAAUGAUCCUGACUAAUGAUCAUGUAAAACAACGAGCAGUGACUCUUAAUCGUUUUUUUUUUUAUUAAAACAAAAUCAGCAACUAAAUCUGGAUAUGUACUAAUAUCAGUCUUCCCUUAAUUUCCUUCUGCUUAUCUUCUUCCUUCAA
Molecule: messenger RNA, 793 nt
Organism: Populus nigra (black poplar)
Lineage: Eukaryota; Viridiplantae; Streptophyta; Magnoliopsida; Malpighiales; Salicaceae
Exons: 3
Coding region: 237-644 (135 amino acids)
Source: RefSeq, a predicted model, not a curated record